This is a messenger RNA of Owenia fusiformis, 2594 nucleotides long. The record is from the annotation of a GenBank genome assembly. NCBI's taxonomy places the organism in Eukaryota, Metazoa, Annelida, Polychaeta, Sabellida, Oweniidae.
AGAUGCUGUGUGUGUCAACUGAUAUCCUUGAGCAAGAAACGAGACUAAGAUUGUCAUUAUGCUAUAUGCAAGGAGAGAAGAAGGGCGGGAAAUAUCUAUAUUCUGUAUAACAAUGGCCACAGUUUUUAAUUCCUCUGGUAGAUGCAUAACUUGGGCUGUUGUUAGAGUGCCAGAUGUGACAUAAUGUUAGAAUAGCAGAUAUGACAUGAUGUGUAUUCACCAGUAAAUAUCACCUGCAAACAGCUUAAGAUAUUACAAGUUGCCAUAAUAUAUGCAACAUGGCAACAACCAAUGGGAGCCCUGAUAUACCAGCCAAAGAAUCAGAAACCAAGACAAAGAACACUAAGAACAUAUUAUUUAAAUGCAAGUAUUGUGGCAAGGAAUGUAACAAAGAAUACAACUUACAGAUUCAUGAAAAGCUACAUACUGGAGAAAGGCCUUAUAAAUGUGACUACUGUGACAAGAGGUUUAUCCAGAAGGGACAUAUGAUAGAACAUCAGAGGAUCCACACUGGAGAGAGGCCAUAUGUAUGUACAUACUGCAAUGAAGGUUUUGUAAGAAAGAGCAGCCUUGUUGAUCAUGUGAAAUCUCAUAUUGGGGGUCCAACUGAAAAACCACACAAGUGUCAGUACUGUAAAAAGGGAUUUAAGAAAAGGGGUGAUUUGAAAGGUCAUGAAUUGAUUCACACUGGAGAGAAGCCGUUUAAAUGUCAAUACUGUGAGAAAUCAUUCAAUCAACGAGGUACCAGAAGGCAGCAUGAACGCUUACACACUGGAAAACAAUUUCAGUGUCAAUAUUGUGCAAAACGAUAUCAAACUAGGGACAAUUUAGAAAGACAUGAGAGACUCCAUACUGGAGAAAAACCCUUUAAAUGUGAAGUUUGUGUUAAAUCUUUCACUUCUUCAUACAUGUUGAAAAGACAUCAACAAAUUCACGAUCCUGGUGCUUUACUUUUUCAAUGUGAAUUUUGUGAUGCAAGGUUUAUUACUGCUAACACAAUGGAAAAACACUUGAAAAUUCAUAACAAAGAGACACAUUCCAAUCAAAAACUUCAUGCAGCUUUAGACAAUAAUGUAGAUUUUAGUGAAACACUCUUGUCUGGUACCAUUCAAAAUGAUUAUGACAAUGAACUUAAAGAAAAUGAUGAAAAAGAAAGAUCUUUUGCUAUGGAUGCCGAUGAUCAUGAGAACAUGGAAGAAUUCAAUUCUGAUGUAUGUGGAAUCACUAUCAAACAGGAAAAUAUUAGUUCUGACAAUGAAGAUAUAGUUGGUAGAGAACCAAUGAAUGCUGAUUCAAUACAUGAUAAAGCCCUGAAUAUAGAAACGAUGAAUGAUGAUUCAGUGCAUGAUAAAGCCCUGAAUAUAGAACCAAUGAAUGAUGAUUCAGUACAUGAUAAAGCCCUGAAUAUAGAACCAAUGAAUGAUGAUUCAAUACAUGAUAAAGCCUUGAAUAUAGAAUCUAUGAGGAAUGGAGAAUUAUUGUAUGCCAGGGAAGAGAUGGAAAAUAUAUCUAUUAAACAAGAAAUUGAAGACACAGAUGAUUAUGGUAAUGUCAAUGAAAUUGGAGCUACUGAAAUAAAAGAAGAACCAGUUGACUUUGAAAACAAUGAAUUUGAAACUAAUGACCUGUAUGGUGCAGAAACUGAUGUUAAUCACAAACCUUUGGAGACUGGUAUUUAUGAUGAAUAUAAAACAAAUGAUGUUGUUAUAAAACAGGAACAUGUGGAAGUUGAUGGGUGUGAGGACAUCAACAGUUGGGAUGUUGACGUAAAACAAGAGAAUGACAUAGAUGUUGAUAAUGGAUCUAUACAUAAUGAAAGUAUGUAUGAUUAUGAUACUACAGAGCAUACAACUGAAGUGAUGAAUUUGAUAAAGCAAGAAAAUGUUGACAAUGCUUAUGAAGAUGAUGGUCUGUGGCACAGACCAGAUGAUAGUGUAGCUGGUGAUAAUGAUCUUGAUGAAACAUAUAAUAGUCCUAAUGAAAAUGUCUCCCUCGCCCAACAGAAAUGUGAAAAAACUCCAAAAUCAAAAACUGUAAAUCUCCAAUGCAAAUACUGUGACAAACUUCUUAGCAAAGAAUAUAAUUUAAAAAUUCAUGAAAAGAGACAUACUGGGGAGAGGCCAUAUAAAUGUGGGUAUUGUGAACGAACAUUCAUCCAGAAAGGACAUAUGAAGGAGCAUGAACGAUUACAUACUGGCGAGAGACCUUUUAAAUGUGAAGCCUGCGGCGAAUGUUUCAUGAGAAAAUGUAGCUUAACAGACCAUGAGAAAAUUCAUGAUGGGACAUCACAGGACAAACCAUUCAAAUGUCAGUACUGUGAUAGACGCUGUAGAAAAAAGGGUGAUGUCAGAGAACAUGAGAGAAUUCAUACUGGAGAAAAACCCUUCAAAUGUCAAUAUUGUGAUAAAUGUUUCAAUCAGAGGGGGACUAGAAGGCAGCAUGAAUCCCUACACACUGGACUACGAUUUCAAUGUCAUUUCUGUGCAAAACCUCACCAAACAAGGGAUAACCUAAGGCGACAUGAAAUGACUCACACUGGGGAAAAACCUUUUAAGUGCUAUAAAGAUGCUAAAGCUGCUAAUGUACAGUUUUAA